AUGGCGAGCAGUUGGGUUUCUCUACUGGGAACCAUUUGGAGCAUCGAGACUUUGUUCUUGCUCUUUUCAAUAUUGUUGCUUCGGGGGCCUCUUUGUAGUGAGAGCAGCCCCAUCUCCAACACCGACCAGAGGCUUCGACCCACUCCGGGACUGGGAAGGGCGGUGGAGUCGUCCCAGUUGGAGCAGGAUAACAAUCUGAUCAUGCAGGGUGUGCUUGCGAGUCUGAAAGAACAGUUCUUGCAGACCUUCAACGUGUCUGGCCUGGGUCCACCUCCACUGCCACCUGGAAGUGUACGAGAGGAGCCACCUGAGUACAUGAUGGAACUCUACAACCGCUUUGCCAACGACCGCACGUCUGUGCCCAGCGCCAGCAUCAUUCGCAGCUUCAAGAAUGAGGAUUCCUCUUCAAGCACUGUCGAUGGCGGGGGUGUGAGGUGCCACCCACUCCUCUUCAACAUGUCAGUCCCCCAUCACGAACGCAUCACAGCAGCCGAGCUCCGCCUCUACACGCUUGUCCAGACCGACCGCCACCUGUUCGCCGGCGUGGACCGCAAAGUCACAAUCUAUGAACUGGUACAUCAUGACCAAGAUGUCAACAGCACAGAUAAUAAUUUUGACACAGGAGACAACUUUGGUGAUGGAAAGGAGCAGAUGGAGCUGGUGGAGUUGGCUUCGAGACAAGUUUAUGGCACUGACGAUGGCUGGGAAGCAUUCAACCUUUCUGCUACUGCCCAGAGGUGGAGUAAAUCGGAGCACGGCACCACACAUCGUUUGGAGGUGCACAUUGACAGCAUGGCUGGUGGGGAUGACGCUCAACGUGUAACAGACGAAAACAAAAAUUGGAUUAUUGGAGGAGACAUGAAGAUUGAUACGAACAUCAAGGAAAAACACAAACCCCUGCUGAUUGUUUUCUCUGACGAUGAAAGCAGCGACCAUCGAGAUGACAAGCGUGACCUAAAUGAAAUGAUUGACCAUGAAACCUCUGACGGAACCCUGCAAAAUGACCUGGAGAAUGACCUGUGGGACGAGUUGGAGCGAGAUGAAUAUGAGCCAGAUGAAGGUGACCUGAUACAAAUGCGCUCCAAUCUGAUCUACGACACGACCCCACGCAUCCGCCGGAAUGCCAAGGGCAACCACUGCAGGAGACAACCUCUGCAUGUAGAAUUCAAAGAUAUUGGAUGGGACAGUUGGAUCCUGGCACCCACCAGUUAUGAAGCCUUUGAGUGCUCGGGGAUUUGUUCGUUCCCCCUAACAAAGCACGUGACGCCCACCAAACACGCCAUCAUCCAAACACUGGUGAACAUCAACAGCCCUCAGAAAACAGCCCGGGCGUGUUGUGUGCCCACCAAGCUGGAUCCCAUCUCACUCCUGUACCUGGACGACACGGGCGUGGUCACGUACAAGCACAGGUACGAAGGCAUGGUGGUGGCAGAAUGCGGCUGUAGAUAG
Molecule: messenger RNA, 1449 nt
Organism: Syngnathoides biaculeatus (alligator pipefish)
Lineage: Eukaryota; Metazoa; Chordata; Actinopteri; Syngnathiformes; Syngnathidae
Gene: bmp10
Product: bone morphogenetic protein 10
Exons: 2
Coding region: 1-1449 (482 amino acids)
Biological process (GO): BMP signaling pathway; SMAD protein signal transduction
Cellular component (GO): extracellular region
Molecular function (GO): cytokine activity; growth factor activity
Source: RefSeq, a predicted model, not a curated record